Molecule: messenger RNA, 1119 nt
Organism: Gastrolobium bilobum
Lineage: Eukaryota; Viridiplantae; Streptophyta; Magnoliopsida; Fabales; Fabaceae
Product: GDSL esterase/lipase EXL3-like
Exons: 6
Coding region: 1-1119 (372 amino acids)
Biological process (GO): lipid metabolic process
Cellular component (GO): extracellular region
Molecular function (GO): lipase activity
Source: RefSeq, a predicted model, not a curated record
AUGAUUAUAUUGCUAUUGUUGAAGCUCCCUUCUUUUUCUUCUCCUUACUUUCUUCCUUCUUUAUUGCUUCGUUUCAUAUUAUUAUUAUUAUUUGUUUCGUGCAAAACAAAGGCUGUGGUGAAAUUGCCACCAAAUGUUUCAGUCCCAGCAGUGUUAGUGUUUGGAGAUUCGAUCAUGGAUACGGGCAACAACAACAACAACUUGCUAACAACUGCUCGGUGCAACUUCCCACCAUAUGGUCAAGAUUUUGAAGGAGGGAUCCCAACUGGUCGAUUUGGAAACGGAAAGGUUCCAUCAGACCUUAUAGUUGAAGAAUUAGGCAUCAAGGAGCUUCUACCAGCAUACUUGGAUCCAAAUCUUAAAUCUAGUGAUUUGGCCACUGGUGUGUGCUUUGCGUCCGGUGGCGCCGGAUACGAUCCUUUGACAUCACAAUUAGCGUCGGCUAUACCUUUAUCCGGUCAACUAGACCUGUUCAAAGAAUACAUAGGGAAGUUAAAAGGACUUGUUGGAGAGGACAGAACAAACUUCAUCUUAGCCAACAGUCUUUUUUUUUUGGUAUUAGGCAGCAACGACAUUUCCAACACCUACUUCUUGUCUCGUGUUAGACAACUGCAAUAUGAUGUUCCUUCUUACACUGACCUUAUGGUCAGAUCAGCUUCUAAUUUCUUGAAGGAAAUUUAUCAAUUAGGGGCACGAAGGAUUGGAGUGUUCAGUGCUCCACCAAUUGGGUGUGUGCCAUUUCAGAGAACCGCGGCUGGAGGAAUAGAAAGAAAAUGCGUAGCACAGUACAACGACGCAAUAGAAUUAUUUAACAGCAAAUUGUCAAAUGAGCUGGAUUCUCUUAACCAAAAUUUUCCCAACAGCAGGAUUGUUUACAUUGAUGUUUACAACCCUCUCCUUGAUAUCAUUGUAAACUACCAAAACUAUGGCUAUAAAGUCGGAAACAGAGGGUGUUGUGGCACGGGCACAGUAGAGGUAGUAUUCUUAUGCAACCUUUUGGUUCCCCGGUGUCCAAAUGUUUUGGAGUAUGUGUUUUGGGACAGUUUUCAUCCUUCGGAAAGCGUUUACAGAAAGCUCGUAGCUCCUAUUCUUCGAAAAUAUAUGUACGAUUUCAUAUGA